AUGUCUUCUCAAUUAUCAAUCAAUACAAAAACCUACACUUUAAACAAUGGUCUCAAGAUCCCUGCUAUUGGUUUGGGAACUUGGUUGGCUGAUGAAGAAGAUGCAGCAUACAAAGCUACAUUGACAGCUUUGAAGAAUGGAUACAAGCACAUUGACACUGCUGCUGCUUAUGGAAACGAAGACCAAGUUGGUAGAGCCAUUGCUGACUCUGGUGUUUCAAGAGACGAAAUUUUUGUCACCACCAAAUUGUGGAAUGACCAACACAAGGACCCAGAAGGAGCCUUGGAUGAGUCUUUGAAGAAAUUGGGUCUUGAAUAUGUGGACUUGUACUUGAUCCAUUGGCCAUUAUCAGUUGAUCCAAAGACUGAAAAGCCAUACGACGACUAUGACUUUGUUGACACAUGGAGAAAUUUGCAAAAGAUUUAUAAAGAAGGUAAAAAAGUCAAGGCAAUUGGUGUUUCGAACUUUAACAAGAAGAAGCUCGAUAAACUUUUAAACUCCGAAGGCGUUAAUGUGGUGCCAGUAAUCAACCAAAUUGAGGCACACCCAUUAUUGACCCAGCCAGAUUUGUUUGACUAUUUGAAAUCAAAGGACAUUUACAUCACAGCUUACUCGCCAUUGGGUCAUGCAGAUGCCUCAACUUUGAAGAACAAGGUUGUCACAGACAUUGCCAAGAAACACAAUGCUAAUGCUGGUCAAGUUUUGAUUUCUUGGGGUGUACAAAGAGGCACUAUUGUCAUUCCAAAAUCCACCACCGAUGAAAGAAUCAUUGACAAUAUCAAGACAUUUACCUUGUCGCAAGAAGAUUUUGACGCUUUGAACAACCUUGAAAAGGAGGAAGGUGAAAAGAGAACUAACGACCCAGACUUUUUUGACUUUAAUGCCUAA
Lodderomyces elongisporus is the source of this 888-nucleotide messenger RNA. Its product is annotated as aldo/keto reductase. Bases 1 to 888 code for a protein of 295 amino acids. Gene Ontology annotation, molecular function: oxidoreductase activity. The record is from RefSeq and is a predicted model, not a curated record. NCBI's taxonomy places the organism in Eukaryota, Fungi, Ascomycota, Pichiomycetes, Serinales, Debaryomycetaceae. The transcript has a single exon.